GGAAUAAGGAACACACACACAAAAUCGAGACUCAGGGUGUGUCACUGCUUAAUUUCAUCCUUAAGUUGAAUUAACGAAUAUUCUUUUGAUAUCUACUGGUUUUACAGGAAGAAAAUAUCGUAUUGACUGAAGCACCUUGCUGUGUGUUUUUCGCCAGUGACACUUUAGUGAUGACGGGUGCAGAAUUUUCUCGCUCUUUUAUUAUUUGUUUUCUUCGUUGCAACUCGAGAAGAUCGCUGGACUUGUGAUAUUGAGGAAAUGAAAUCGACCAUAGGCGAGAACUCUUUACGGUAUGUAUUUCUAUCGGUAGUCUUAUGCCAUCGAACGGUUUCAUAAAGGCAACAGGGUUUCACCGCCAGAUCAGUAUUCAGUAUUGCAGUGAGCAGCAGUUCACCCACUGUUGAUUCUUCAACAUGAACGACACAAAUGAUACAACGGAACAGAACCCGCAUUCAGAGGAACUUUCUCUACCUUACGCCAUUGCGACGGGAACUGUGCUUUUUAGUAUAUUAUUCAUGACUGUGUUUGGAAACCUGUUAGUUUUACUUUCUGUGGCCAUUUACAAGAAUUUGCGACACACGACAAAUUACUUUAUUGUGAAUUUAGCCUGUGCUGACCUUCUGCUGGGAUUGUCAGUGCUGCCAUUUUCGGCGAUGUUGGAUAUUCUUGGAUAUUGGCCCUUUGGUCCAAUCCUGUGCAUUUUCUGGACGUCGGUGGAUGUGUUGUGGUGUACUGGGUCCAUAAUAACAUUGUGUGUCAUCAGCGUUGACCGUUAUAUAGGAAUAACUCGACCUCUCCAACAUGGAAUUAUCAUGUCCGAGAGGAGAGCUUGCUGGAUUAUUUCCCUUGUGUGGGUUGUCUCCCUUGCGAUCUCUAUCGGACCGGUGUUUGGUUGGCGACAUGACCGGAAGUUAGCAAGCGCUCAAAAUUGUCAUGUGAACAGAGAGCCCGCGUACGUUUUAUUUUCAGUGACGGGAUCAUUUUAUAUCCCAUUGUUCAUAAUUGUCUUCGUAUACAGCCGCAUCUUCAAAACUGUCAACGAACACUCAAAAAAUCUUCAGAAAGGGGAGACCACCAUGUCUUGUGGAAAGUCAUCCACCAAAAAAGUAAAGUUAAGAAUCCACACCGGUCGGUCGAGCUGUAACACGAUAUUGAACGGAAACUCGAAACAGAAUAUGUCCGAGCGAUUAAUAAAAUUCAGCCGGCAGAAAAAGGCCGCUAAAACGCUUGGAAUCGUAGUCGGGGUCUUCAUCCUUUGCUGGUUUCCCUUCUUUUUGGUCCUACCUUUAGGUGCAUUGUGUAGUAAAUGUUCACCCCCCGAGGAUUUGUUCAAAGUGAUUUUCUGGCUCGGUUACUGUAACUCGAUGAUGAAUCCAGUGAUUUAUGGCUUCUCAAGCAAAGAAUUCAAACGUGCCUUCCGUAACAUCCUUAGCUGUAAAUGCAGGAAAAGCCAAAGAUUUAGGCAAAUACAGCGCUAUUCAUUCUACGAUCACCAUGAACGAUCAAAUAGCAAUUUUUCAUCUCCCAACGAGAAAAUGAAGUCCCUUAAAUUUAACGUAAGUAAUGAUUUCAUAAGGGAAUCUGACAGUGGAACUCCGAGCCUAAGAUCGCAUCAGAAUGCCGAUCUCGAUUUAAAUUACUUACCGCCUCAUGAUAAAUCCUUCCUUUCUACAAAUCCACAAAGUUUUGACAGUGAAUCUGUGUCUAUAAGUGAUAAUGUUCUCGAGGAUUUGAGAGAGGAACAACAGAAGCCAUAAGAUGACAAACUUAAAUUGAUCAAUGAAUUUUGCAUAUCACAUCGAAGAGUUAUUUAUUAUUAACUGUCAAUUUAUGGGACAUAUGUCCCAGAUGAUAUUAAGGUGUAAGGAAAAAACAAGUCUGAAUUUAUGAAUUUAUGAAUAAUAAGACUAUCACUGCGACAGUAAAGUAUUCAAAGAAUAAAAACACAUGUGUACUUUGCAUUA
Molecule: messenger RNA, 1964 nt
Organism: Magallana angulata
Lineage: Eukaryota; Metazoa; Mollusca; Bivalvia; Ostreida; Ostreidae
Product: alpha-1A adrenergic receptor-like
Exons: 3
Coding region: 414-1757 (447 amino acids)
Biological process (GO): positive regulation of cytosolic calcium ion concentration; phospholipase C-activating G protein-coupled receptor signaling pathway; cell-cell signaling
Cellular component (GO): membrane
Molecular function (GO): melanocortin receptor activity; alpha1-adrenergic receptor activity
Source: RefSeq, a predicted model, not a curated record